AUGAAGACACUUCAGAGAAAUAGGAGUGUAUUCCAGCAAACUAAAAUUCUCUUGUGGAAAAAUGUACUUACCAAGUGGAGGAUGAAGAUGCAGAGCUUUCAGGAGUGGGUGCUGUCUCUGCUCUUUCUGCUGCUGCUGUUCAUACUGUUCAUGUUCAUGCUGAGCUUCCGCUACCCUGAAGUGCCUUACAGCCCCCUGGGGCAGCUGGACGACCCUGCCUACAACGCCAUGGGGGUCACCGUCGCCUUCACACCCAGCACCACGACCACGAGGCACAUAAUGAACAGAGUGGCCCUGAAGUCUGUCAUGAUAGGUAUAAAACUAGAGGCACUGGACGAUGAGAGAGCCCUGGAGGAAGCCUGGAUUUCAAACAAUGAAAUUAUAGGGGUUAUAUUUAAGGACAACUUCUCCUAUCACCUCAGGUUUCCUAGGUGGCGUGUGGCUAUUCCAAACGACAACUUUGGAUACAUAGAUAACUGUUACAAUUUCUCAUCCUACUGCUACAGCCCGAGGUAUUGGUACAAAGGCUUCCUGUCCCUGCAGUCCAGCAUCGAUGCUGCUAUUAUAGAGGUGGUGACAAAUCAUUCUGUUUGGGAAGAAAUGAAAUCAAUCGCUGGUGUCCGUAUGAAGUCCGGGCGCAUCAACUCCUCGAUUACACUGGAGUACAGUUAUUUCAUGAUUGUUGUCGUGAUGUGUUUCUCUCCAUUCAUGUAUUUCUUAUCGGUGAAUGUUGUAAGAGAAAAGAAGAAGCUCAAAGUAUUGAUGAAGAGAAUGGGGCUGCAGGAUGUUGCCUUUUGGCUGUCCUGGAGUCUGCUGUACGCUGGCUACGUGAUGGUCCUCUCCUGCCUGCUGGCAGCUCUCGCGGUGCAGGCUCCUUUCUAUCUCAGCAGCUUCCCUGCCGUCCUUCUGCUGUUCUUCCUCUAUGGCCUAGCAUGUAUCCACCUGAUCCUCCUGCUCUGCUCCCUCCUAAGGACCGCCACGCUCGCCGGGUCCAUGGGGUUCCUCAUCACCUUGCUCUUCGGAUGCCUGAGCCUCGCAGUGUUGAUAGAAAAACUUCCAGAACCGUUGCAGUGGUUUCUCAGUCUCUUCUGUCCUUUUGCAUUUAACGCUGGCAUCGCAAAGGUUUUCCAUUUAGAAAAAUAUGGAAUGGGUUUCUCUUUUUCUAACCUUAUGGAGGAAUCAUACUUUUUAUUUUCAACUUACAUUAUGCUGGUCUUUGACUCAGUCUUGUACCUGCUGUUAGCUCUGUAUUUCGACAAAGUUCUGCCAGGCAAAUACGGGAUCCCAGAUCCCCCUUUUUUCUGCUUGAAGCCGUCGUACUGGAUACGGAGCAGGAGAGGCUCCACCAGGGAGAUGCCCAGGACUGCAGCGAGCCCCGAGGAGCUCCUUGGUGAUGACGUAGAGCCCGUGCCCCAUGAAUUCCUGGGGAAGAAGGCCAUCAGAAUCAACGGUGUUAAAAAAAUGUAUAAAAAGAAUGACAAGAAGACAGAAGCUUUAAGAGGUUUGUCUUUAACUAUUUACGAGGGUCAGAUCACUGCCUUACUUGGCCACAGUGGGGCUGGGAAGACAACGCUGUUAAAUGUUCUCAGUGGACUGACUCUGCCUUCUGAAGGUUCUGCAACCGUAUACAACUACAACCUCUCUGAGAGAGGAGAUAGGGAAGAAAUUAGAGACAUGGUUGGUAUUUGCCCACAAUUCAACAUACAGUUUGAAGCCUUAACGGUGAAAGAAAACUUGAAAACUUUUGCAGAAAUCAAGGGCAUCAAAUCCAGAGAGGCAGAGCGAGAGGUGCAAAACAUUUUGGAACUGUUGGAUAUCAGCAACCUUCAAGACACUCGAGCUGAGAAACUGAGUGGUGGGCAGAAGCGGAGGUUAUCCAUUGGAAUAGCCAUGCUUGGGAACCCCCAGGUUUUGUUUCUAGAUGAGCCAACAGCUGGGCUGGAUCCUCUUUCCAGGCACCAAGUGUGGAGCAUUCUGAAGGAGCGCAGAGCUGGACGGGUGAUCCUCUUCAGCACCCGCUCCAUGGACGAGGCCGAUAUCCUCGCAGAUCGCAAAGCUUUUAUCUCGCACGGGAGGCUGAAGUGUGUUGGCUCUUCUCUGUUCUUGAAGAAAAAAUGGGGGAUUGGCUAUCAUUUAAGGAUCCAUGCCAGUGAUUCUUGUGACUUAGAGAACGUGACAUCUCUGGUGAAACGGUACAUCCCCAAUGUCACAUUCUCAGGACACGGUCAAAAUGAGCUGAGAUAUAAACUGCCAUUAGAAAACGUGAAUAAAUUCCCAGAUCUGUUCCGUGGCCUCGACAGCUGCUCCGACCAGGGAGUUAUCAGUUACGGAGUCAGCAUGACAACCCUGGAGGAUGUCUUCCUGAGGCUGGAGGAAGAAACCACAGCGGAUCUAGAAGAUGAGCACAUCCCUGGGGAGGAGUGGACAGGACUGCGAUGCCCCCAGGAGCCGGAGCUGGGCUACCUGCUGCUCUCCGACACCGGGAAGGCGACAGUGGAUGGCUGGGCUCUCUGGAGGCAGCAGGUCUCUGCCGUGGCAUGGGUGCACUUCUUAAAGCUUAAGAGAUCAGUGAAAAACCUGCGGUCGAUUUUGCUGCUCUAUGUGGUUUUUCUGCUUCCUCUGCUUUUGCCACUGUCCCUGGUUGCUGUCUGGAAAAGUUUGAGUGCUUGGGAGCUCUCGUCUGCACAGUACUUCGUGCCCCUGGGGAAGAGGGCUGUCUCGGAGACAACCAGCCUCCUGGUCUACAAUAACACGGGCACAGGCAUUGAAGACUUCAUCCACAUGCUCGAGAGCCAAGAUCUCUCAGUGGAAAUAACAAGCGAGGAAAAUAUCACAGAGGAGCUAAAACACAAUGGGGCUAUAAAAGUAUCUCGCAAAGGUCAGAGCUACAGGUUUACUGUGUUAUGCCACGUGGAGGUCGUCAACUGCUUCCCGGUGCUUGUGAAUGUCAUUAGCAACGCUCUGCUGAGAGCCCUCAAUUCCACCGUGCACAUUCGGAUCUGGAGUCAUCCGUUUUGGUUUGUGAAUGAGACAUCAUACUGGGAUUCUUUUAUUUCUAUUUACAUCCUUUAUAUGCUGCUGUUACUCCCUGGUUUUUCUCCUCACUUUGCAAUGGGCUACAUGCAGGAUUACAAGGCAGGAGCUCAUGCCCAGCUGCAGAUCUCAGAAAAAACCUCGGCAUACUGGUGCGGCCAGGCGCUGGUGGACGUCCCGUUGUGCUGGUUCCUUCUCUUCUCAAUGUUCGGGGUUCAGUUCGCCAUGAGCAAUGAGAUUUCUGCGAUCGUUGACAGCCUCAUCUUGCUGAUCACAGGUAUUUUUGGCUAUGGAAUUUCUAUCGUCCUCUUCACCUACUUGAUCUCUUUCAUCUUUCGCAAAGGGUGGAACUGUGAUUUUUGGUCUUUUAUCCUGAUAGCGGUAUGCUUGGUUUCUUUCAUCGUUAACAGAGUCCUGGAUUCCACGACCAACACUACAGUCCUCCUCUGCGUUCUGUCUUUCUUGAUCCCCGUGUACCCGCUGCUGGGUGUAGUAAUGAUCUGCCAACACAAUUUUAUAGAACGUAUUGCUUUCGGUGAGACUCCAAGGAAUGAUGCACUAAUAGCUGUCUUUGCACCUUAUAUCCAUUCUGUGGCUUUCAUUUUUCUUCUUCGAUAUUUGGAGACGAAAUAUGGAAGAGCAGUUCUGAGAAAGGACCCAGUAUUUAGGAUUUCCCCAAGAAGAGAGAGCAGCCACCAGCACCCUGAGGAGCUCGAGGAGGAAGAUGAAGAUGUUAAAGCUGAAAGAGCAGCAGUGAGAAGUGCCAUAGUGGCUCCGGGCCAGGAGGAGAAAUCAGUCAUUAUUGUCAGCAAUCUGUGCAAGGAAUAUAAAAUAAAACAAGCUGGUUCAUUUUUUAAGAAGAAGAAGAAGAUGGCCAUCAGAAAUGUUUCCUUCUGUGUUAAAAAAGGGGAAGUAUUAGGACUCCUGGGGCCCAACGGAGCUGGUAAAAGCACAGCCAUCAAAAUGAUUACUGGAGAGACGACCCUGACUGGUGGGCAGGUGCUGAUGAAGAGGGGAGAUGGAGCAACCUCCCACCUCCAGGACCCCGCGCCCGCCUUCCUGGGGUACUGCCCCCAGAAGGACCCGCUCUGGCCGGACCUCACCGUGCACGAGCACCUGUGGGUCUAUGCAGCCAUGAAGGGGGUGUGCAAGGAGGACACGGCGGCUGCUGUCAACCGAGUAGUGAAUGCUCUGCAGCUUCAAGACUAUUUGAAGGAAAAAACCAGAAAGUUGUCAGCUGGGAUAAGCAGGAAGCUGUGCUUCGCCAUGUGCAUGCUGGGGAGCCCCGCGGUCCUGCUCCUGGACGAGCCGUCGACUGGCCUGGACCCCAACGGGCAGCACUGUGUCUGGAAAAUGAUUCGUGCUGCCCUGAAAUCCAAGGAGAGAGGAGCCAUCCUGACAACGCACUACAUGGAGGAGGCGGAGGCGAUGUGCGACCGCGUGGCCAUCCUGGUGUCUGGGCAGCUACGAUGCAUUGGCUCCAUUCAGUACCUGAAGGACAAGUUUGGCAAAGGCUAUCUGCUGGAAAUUAAGGUCAAGGAUCCAGAGCGCACUGAUCUUCUUCACGCUGAGAUUUUGAGGAUUUUCCCAAGUGCAGCCCGUCAGGAGCGGUUCCGCUCAUUGCUAGUCUACAAGGUCCCAAUGGAAGAUGCAUUGCCCCUGUCUCAGUCUUUCUCCAAGCUAGAGGACGCCAAACGAAACUUCAGCCUCGAGGAGUACAGCUUCUCUUUGAAUACUCUGUCUCAGGUGGUUUUGGAACUCUCCCAAGAGCAGGAAAAUGAUAAUUUUGAUCUGACUUUGGAUGGGACUUUGGAAUGGAAACAACUCCAGCAGGAGGACUGGUAAAGAUCCAAGAUGCUCAUUUACUCAUGACUCAGUAUUAACCUAACUGAUGUGAUGCUGCACGUAUUUCCUGCUGUUACCAACAUACCACGAAGAGGAGGAAGAGCUCUGCCUUUCUGGUGAGCGUCAGCUGAGGGCUCCUCUCUGCUGCAGAAGACAUUUCACCUGGACUCUGCAGGCGUCUACGCUGAGCUCUACCCCA
Molecule: messenger RNA, 5077 nt
Organism: Pterocles gutturalis (yellow-throated sandgrouse)
Lineage: Eukaryota; Metazoa; Chordata; Aves; Pterocliformes; Pteroclidae
Product: ATP-binding cassette sub-family A member 10-like
Biological process (GO): transmembrane transport; lipid transport
Cellular component (GO): membrane; intracellular membrane-bounded organelle
Molecular function (GO): lipid carrier activity; ATP hydrolysis activity; ATP binding
Source: RefSeq, a predicted model, not a curated record